Messenger RNA from Penicillium expansum, 210 nucleotides. RefSeq lists its product as uncharacterized. Bases 1 to 210 code for a protein of 69 amino acids. NCBI's taxonomy places the organism in Eukaryota, Fungi, Ascomycota, Eurotiomycetes, Eurotiales, Aspergillaceae. The record is from RefSeq and is a predicted model, not a curated record. The transcript has a single exon.
AUGCAUCAUAGCUCCACAAUGAGCAAUCCCCCUUUCCGAGCACGCCAUGCGGAGCGGUCUAAGAUCACCCCCGGGUUUACGAAGUUUAUGUACCUUGGAGGCGAAACACAGUCACCGCUGUUUCAUGCCAUAGGCAAUUGCAUUUGUGCUGUACGCACGGUGCUAUAUGUCCGAUUUGCUCCACAUGGCCACGUCUACAUUGACGUAUAA